Molecule: messenger RNA, 474 nt
Organism: Penicillium egyptiacum
Lineage: Eukaryota; Fungi; Ascomycota; Eurotiomycetes; Eurotiales; Aspergillaceae
Source: the annotation of a GenBank genome assembly
AUGUCUAGCACAAUCUUCGACUGCAAGUCCAUCACCGUGAUGGCAUUCCUCUUUAUGGGAUUAGCCAUUGGGGCUCCCAUGGAUCCUGAUGAAACCAUCACUUCUCAAGCCCUUGUCAAUCCAAGCCAGUGGAAUAACACACACAGUCCCGCCGUAGCCCAGGCUUUUGGUGGUGACCUAACAUGGUACCAUACCGGGCUUGGAGCAUGCGGCUGGUACAAUAACGGGGGAGACCACGUUUGCGCCGUGUCUCAUAUUGUCUAUGACCGCGAGAACGUAGACGGCAAUCCCAACCACAAUCCACUUUGUGGUCGGCCAAUCCAUAUACAACGGGGUGACAGGGGCGCAGAUGUCACUCUCGUGGAUCGUUGUGAGGGAUGCGGGGAGUUUGACAUCGACGUCACCCGUGCUGUGUUCGAGGCACUCGGUGACCUCGAUGAGGGCCGGGUUCGCACUGAUUGGUGGUGGAUAUAG